GAUUGUUCUCUCCUUCAGACAACUGAUCCUGCUGAAAACUGGUUUCUCGGAGAUAUUCUGGGAGCAAAAGACAUUUGAAACGGGCAUCCCACGACCUGCUGGAAUAGGUGGAUUCGCAACGAUGGACAACAUGACUGAAACAACCCUGGCGGACGACGGAGUGAUCCUAAACAGGCGAUUAUGUCUCUAUCCUAUUUACGGAGUCACCGACCUCGAUUCGCGGUUGAUGUAUUACUUUGUAACCUACGUCCCGAUGCAUCUGUUUGUUGAAUUCUUCGGCGUGAUCGGUAACGGCCUCUCAUUCGUCGUCUUGGGAUUGGAGAGGCCGUUCACAUCAACCUCUGUACUACUAAGGUGCCUGGCCAUCUCAGACACGUUGGUUUUGCUAGGCCGUUUCUUCUUUUCGACGAUGGUCCAGCUAUACCAGUUCUUGGGGGUCCUUCCAGUUUACAGAAAACUCUACGAGAUGGGGUACGCCUAUUUAUGGGCAUUUUUCUGGUUUGCAAAGACGUGGUCUGUUUACAUUACGAUAUUCGUGGCGGCGGAAAGAUACAUUGCCGUCUGCAAGCCACUGCGCGCUGCGUCCAUCUGCACAAUACGGAACGCCCGCAUUGUAUGUCUCUCUGCUAUGAUUUUCUCCAUAGUCUAUCGCAUCCCGUAUCUUUUCCCUUACACAUCUCAAUUGAAAUACGAUCGCUGCUCAAAAACCUACUUGCCAAAACUUUCCUAUAGACCAAUGAACUCUAAUCCGUUUUACGUAUUCAUUUACCAAUUGUUCCUACACAAUUUUCUGAUGUCUUGGUUCCCGAUAUUCAGUAUGGGGUUCUUCACACACCGUCUAAUCUCUGCACUGAAGAAAUCCGCCUCCAAUACCCUCAGCACAAGUGGCGGUAGAGUUGCUGACAAUGUUAGAGCAACCACCAUCAGAGUCCUGGCCGUAGUAUACAUUUUCAUUAUACUGGAGCUACCAGGUUCCUUAAUACAAAUCGUGGCUGUCAUGCGUAAAUAUGGUUAUUUCUCGGACAAAAUCGACUAUUGGAAGUAUCAUUAUCUUCUGACCUUCUUUUAUUUUCUGAGCGUGGUGAACUGCUUCAUCAACUUCUACAUAUAUUGUCUCACUGGAUCUCGAUUCAGGCGGACCCUGAGAAAAGUACUUCAUCUGCCGAAGGUUAUAGGAAGAAAGUGCAAAGCCCCAACACCUGGGUCAGCCGAUCAUUAUGUUGGCGCCCAAUAGGAGGCACAGUCAAGAUGCCAUCACACUAUUGCUCUAUGUUCCAAAAGAUGCAAAUCUCGUAUCAACGAUAAUAAAAAGCUGUUAAAAAUUGCUACAUGUACAACAUUGGCCUUUACUAGCAAAAUGGUGUUUUGACUAUAAUUAUAAUCAGAGCUAUAACGUGUAGAAAAAAAUAAAGCAUAAUCGUUACAUUAUUUCGGUUUUAAGCCUUUGUUAUUCUUAUUCAGUGUAGGAAACAGAACUCGGGUUGACUUGGAUAAAGUUGAUGUUAACAGUGAUGUUAUGUACAUUUCUAUACACAAACAUCAGUACUAUCUCCAGCUUUCUAAACCCAGUUUCCUCCGGCAAAUGUCUUAAGAUGCAUCAGCAACGGAACACGAUCUAGUACAAGAGGAACUUCGUGGUUUAACUGCUGUAGUUUACUUUGCCCAUGCCAGAUUAUGGGUUCCCCAUGGUUGCGUGAAGACUUGAAACCUUUUGAGAUCAAAGCCAUCCUUUUAUCGACUUCAUGAAAUGAACAUUUCGUACUAUAUCAAGCCCUUUUUCGUCUGUUAGGUCAGUCUCUCUCGCACUUCUUUCACACAACAAUGUCGGCGAUCGAACCACAUUUACAUGACAGCGAACCCGAUAGAAAAUAACAGUCGCUGUCAAUCACGCUCAUACAACUAAGGAAAUGAAAGGAUGAAAGCUGCAGUAACGCCAUUCAUGAAAGAAAAUCCAAAAAAUGGUUGAAAACCGGAUAAUUAAAGCAUAAUCAUGCACACUUUUGUUGUAUAUCCAAUAACAAUUUGGUUUUCAUUACUUCACAUAAAUGAAAUUAUGCAUUUGAUUAUUUACAUGCAGCCGGUACCUGUGAAUGCACUUUUAGAUUGCUGCAUGAGUCGACAUUUUUAUACGGCCGAAUAAUCAUAUUUUCUCAGCAUUCAAAUGUUCAAAAUGACAUCUUACAUGCACAAAUUGGUUAUAGCCUGCUGGGGCUGGCAAUAGGAGAAAGAAUUAUUGAAAUGUAGAGGCAUUGAAAUGGCUAGGCAUCAACCAGUUAUUCUUUAAAUCCAUUCAAGUUGUGUAUGGAGUCUGAAAAAGGCCUGACAUGUGCUUUCAAAUUUUCUAUGGAAUCGGCUAACCUAGUCAAUUUCCGUAGGUGAUCGGUCGCCAAAGCAUUGUAACCUUGCGACAAAUAUCUGAUGUUUGGCCACUUUCUCUGGCGAAAUGCGUGGUUGGAAACCAGUCGCGGCUCAAUCACAUCACGCAGGUGAGCAGGUGUGAUUCCGAUCGAAACAGAUCGAGCCAACAUUUUGAACAAGAUCAGGGAAUAUCGCAGGGAAGUUAAUGCAAGUAACCAACAACACGACUUCCACAAACUACGUUACGUUUGACUAACCAUAUCAGUUGUACCACUCUUCAGGUGGUCUAUGAAAUGUUAUCGUCAAUCAUUUUCAAUUCAAUUUUGUAAUUUGGAGUUUUUACCAAGGAUUAUUGUAAAGCUACUGACAUCUUCAAGAAAUUACAUGUAGGGUAGAAUGCAGUAUGUGUAGCCCCUGCAUUGUUUGAUGCAUGGGGAUAUCAAUCAUUGUC
Lineus longissimus is the source of this 2809-nucleotide messenger RNA. RefSeq names its product G-protein coupled receptor daf-37-like. Gene Ontology annotation, cellular component: membrane. Lineage: Eukaryota; Metazoa; Nemertea; Pilidiophora; Heteronemertea; Lineidae. Bases 122 to 1234 code for a protein of 370 amino acids. The record is from RefSeq and is a predicted model, not a curated record. The transcript is spliced from 2 exons. Gene Ontology annotation, molecular function: G protein-coupled receptor activity. Gene Ontology annotation, biological process: G protein-coupled receptor signaling pathway.